GCAUUGGGUGUAUGCAAUGGAGUGGAAGUCUACUGGACAUUCAGAAACUCCCCAGCAGCGGGGUUGAUCUUUACAUUCGAGUGGCAUAUUCAGAGCUUGGUUCCUGCAACAGGAAGGAAGCAGAAACCUGAAGCAUCUCCUGAUGAUCCAACUGGAAACAUUCUUCGAGAAAAUACCCACCUAAUGAAACUUGAAGAGCUGCCAUUAUUUAGUUUUGAGAAUUUGGCAAAAGCAACUGACAACUUUCAUGCUGCUAAUAAGCUUGGGCAAGGUAAUGCUUGUUCAUUCGGGGCUUCAGGUGGUAUUGAACAAAAUACGAUUCAUUUGAUGCUUAUUUUUCCAAAGAAAACUUCCAGAUGGACAAGAAAUAGCUGUGAAAAGGCUUUCAAGAUCCUCUGGACAAGGGUUACAGGAGUGUAUGAAUGA
This is a messenger RNA of Ilex paraguariensis (yerba mate), 426 nucleotides long. The record is from the annotation of a GenBank genome assembly. Lineage: Eukaryota; Viridiplantae; Streptophyta; Magnoliopsida; Aquifoliales; Aquifoliaceae.